Juglans regia (Persian walnut) is the source of this 2058-nucleotide messenger RNA. RefSeq names its product pentatricopeptide repeat-containing protein At2g17670. The record is from RefSeq and is a predicted model, not a curated record. Gene Ontology annotation, molecular function: protein binding. Bases 95 to 1495 code for a protein of 466 amino acids. The transcript is spliced from 2 exons. Lineage: Eukaryota; Viridiplantae; Streptophyta; Magnoliopsida; Fagales; Juglandaceae.
UGCACCAAAAUCUGAAACCCUGCAAAAACCCUAUAGAACUCUGAUCAGCAACGAACUGAAUCAGCAAAGCAUUUGAAAGAAGAAGAAACCGGAAAUGGGAAAGGUCCCACCAUCGCUGCGUUCGGCAAUUUCAACCACGCUCAUGAAAAAGCAAUCUUCGCUCGUUCCCGUAGAGUCCCCAGUCCCACCUCCCAAACCCCAUCACUUUCCUAAAAAACCUACCAGAAAAACCCCAUCACAACUCUCCCGGAAAACCCACGAGGAUAUCCCAAUAGCCCUCUUCAAAACCCCUAACCUCUCGGACGCCAAGAAGCUCUUCAACUCCGUCAUCUCCACAACCAAAGCCCCAGUCGACCUUCGAUUCCACAACUCUCUACUCCAAUCCUACGCCUCAAUCUCCACCCUCCAAGACUCCAUCUCUCUCCUCCGUCACAUGAUCAAGUCCAAUCCUUCCUUCUCACCCGACCGAUCCACUUAUCACAUCUUGCUCACACAGUCCUGCAAAGCACCCGAUGCCACGCUCGCCUCCGUGCACCAGACCCUCAAUCUUAUGCUCACUAAUGGGCUCAGUCCUGAUAAGUUCACCGCUGAUAUUGCAGUCCGGUCGCUUAGCUUGGCAGGUCGAAUGGAGCAUGCGAUCGAAUUGGUAAAGGAGUUAUCAUCAAAAGACACUAAGCCUGAUACUUAUACGUAUAACUUUCUCGUUAAACAUCUCUGUAAGUCGAGGUCAUUGAGUAUGGUUUACGAUUUUAUUGACGAAAUGCGAAACAAUUUCGAUUUGAAGCCUGAUCUUGUUACUUACACAGUCCUGAUUGAUAAUGUAUGUAAUACCAAGAAUCUCCGCGAGGCACUGAGGUUGGUGGGUGUGCUUAAUGAGGAGGGGUUUAAACCUGAUUGCUUCGUAUACAACACUAUUAUGAAGGGUUACUGUAUGUUGAGUAGGGGGAAUGAGGCAAUUGGGGUUUAUAAUAAAAUGAAGGAGGAAGGUGUGGAGCCUGAUAUUGUUACUUAUAACACUUUGAUUUUUGGGUUAUCAAAGUCUGGGCGGGUUAGGGAAGCUAGGAAGUUUUUGGGUAUUAUGGAGGAAAAGGGUCAUCUCCCAGAUGCUGUGACGUACACUUCAUUGAUGAAUGGGAUGUGUCGGGAGGGAGAUGCAUUGGGUGCGUUGGCAUUGUUAGGAGGGAUGGAAGCAAAGGGCUGUAGUCCAAAUUCGUGCACUUAUAGCACAUUGCUUCAUGGAUUGUGUAAGUCAAGACUGUUGGAAAAGGCACUUGAACUUUAUGCGGUGAUGAAAUCAGGGGAUAUGAAGCUUGAGACGGCGGCUUAUGCUACCUUUGUGAGGGCACUUUGUAGGGAAGGGAGGAUAGCCGAAGCUUAUGAGGUGUUUGAUUAUGUGGUUGAGAGUAAGAGUUUAACAGAUGUUGCUGCUUACACAACCUUGGAAAGUACACUUAAAUGGGUAAAGAAAGCUAAAGAACAAGGCCAUGCUAUCUAACUGGUUCUUUUGUUGAUUUGAGUUGUCAUGAGCAUUUCUUGUCAAAAGAAGAAGAAUGCAUCUGUGUUACAUUAGCAUAUAUUCAGGCUGUCUGCGGUGGAGCCCAAUUCCUCUUUCAGCAAUAUUACACCUGGUACCUGUGGAAAUAAAUGCCCUCAUUGGAAGGUACCGAACUUGAAGCUGUUGUCCAGCAGAUCUAUGGUACUAUCCCUUAUGGAGAGGACUUGCAGCAGUAUGUUUUAAUGAAUUGAGAGAGCAAUUUUGCCAACUUGGUCACAUGGUGCACAAGGAGACAUUGCAAAGGUGGAGGGUCACCCUCUACAAUUCACGUGUCCCUGAAUAUGAAUGGAAAACUUGAUUAUUGACUUUGACCAAAAAGAGCUGGUGGUGUACAUUUCUUUGGCUUCAUUUGUCCAACUCCACCACAAGUGGUUAAAGACUGUCUGUGUUCAAUCGGUUCACACACUAGCAUUUUAUGGAUACAGAAGUAUUGUAGUAGAUGCCAUGCCAAGGUGGCCUUCCUGUACAAUAGGCUUAAUUUAUGAUAAUUAUAAGCUUUCUUA